AUGACCACUAAUUCAUCUCUUUCCCCUCCUUCUCUCCCCCACCCUCCCGGCAAGGCGGGCGCUGGGCAGAGCUGGCUGCAGCUGCAGGGCCCCCGGCAGGAGCUGCAGAAAGCAAAGGACUACAUCAAGGGGCUCUGCAACCCGGAGUUGAGCGAGGAAGUCUGCUACCCUAAGGACAUGCAAUGCGUCUUCGUGGGAGCUCAAGGUCUCUUCCUGGACUGCCUCACUAAAGGGACCUCUGCCCACCUGGUCCUGCUCAACCCCGGCUCCCUGCUGGUCUCAGGCCUAGCCGAGGCCUUUGUGAUGGCUCAGAGCCGUAUCCAGGAGUUCGUGGAGAAGUACCAGAAGACGCCCCGGCUGCCCGAUGAGCAGGACGUGCUAGUGAAGAAGGCCUUCCGGGAGCUGGUGGAGUUCCAUGAUGACAAACACGCCAUGGACCUACUCAUCCUACCCACCCCGCUCAAGGAGGAGCUGCUCAACCUGGUGCGGGACAUCCAGGAGGAAGAUGGGGCCCGGGCACCGUGGAACGGUGCCUCAUGGUGGGAAGCCAAAGCAGCUGGUGGGGGUAGGCCUCAGGGACAAUCCCAGGACUUCUUUGACAUCAGUAGACCUCCAGACCGGACAAAGCUGGAGGGUGAGCGGCCAGCGCUUUAUGAGCGGUCAUCGAAACCGACCCCAGGUUGGGGCACUAGCCAGGAGGCUCAGGAAGACUCAACGUUGCCCCGCAGUCAGGAUGUGGCGAGAGGUGUGGAGGAAAGGGGACCAGAGGAGACCAGCCAGGAUGAAGAGGAGAAGGAACCAUCGGUCGGGGCCCUGUCGUCGUCAUGGACGGAGAAGGAGUUUCAGAUGAUGCUCAACUUCUUCAAGACCAUGGGUUACGAGGAGCGGGUGGUGAAGAAGGUACUGAAGGAUGGCGGUGUGCGAGAGACCCCCUCGCAGAUCCUGGACAGGGUCCAAAUGGAGCAGGCAUCCUUCUCCCGGCAGGAGCGUGGCCCUGUGCCCUUCCAGGAGCCCCGGGCAAGGGAGAUGUCGUCUCCUCCUCCUCCUCCUCCUCCUCCUCCUCCUUCUCUUCCGCCAUCACUGGAGAGCACCCAACAUGAAAACGAAUACCUGCUGGAGGUGAUCAAGGCAGCGGCAGCCAACUGUGGCCACUGCCCCAGCGAGAUCCCAGCAGAGCUCCAGACAGGGGCCCCCUUGGCCGGGUUGCUGAGGAAACUCAACGAGAAAGCCAACCGCCAAGAGGAGGCCAGGGUGGAGAAUGGGCCGGAGCACAGAGGCAGCCGCAGAGAGGGAGUGCCGGCCCUCUCCAAUGGCAAGGUGUAUCUCCAGGGUCCACCUCACUGUGAGCCAGAGAGGAAAGACGGGUCUUGUCUCCACAGGGCGGUUCGUGGCCCACCUCCCUUCUCAGAAAGCUCUGAUUUCCCCAUGGACGUGACCCCUGUGGCUUCGCCUGCAUGGGCAGCCGAGGAGAGCCAGCCAACUGUGGACAUGGACCCAGUGCCGACCGUGACUGGAGCCCAGCGGUUCAAGGAAGCCAUCCAGACACCCUUCAAGCUCAACUUGGCCAACACACCCGGGAAAAAGAACCUACGGAGGAUCAUUAUCGAUGGCAGCAACAUAGCCAUGGUGCACGGCUUACACCAGUUCUUCUCCUGCCGGGGCAUUGCCCUGGCUGUGCAGUAUUUCUGGGACCGGGGGCACCGGGAGGUGACAGUCUUCGUGCCGCAGUGGCGGAUGGGGAAGGCGGCCAGGGUGGAAGGUAAGAAGGGAGUUGGGCGGGCAGGGGGGACGGACCAUGGUCCUGCCUUUGCCGAUUGUGCCCCCAGCUCCAUACCUGGGGACUCGCCUUCAUGGUCUUGUGUGAUAUUGUACCUCUGCCACCCCAGGGCUUUUCACUACCCCUUCCCUGGGCUGGCCCGCCGAAGCCACCCACGUGCCACUCCUUCGCGGGGCGCGGGGUCCCCCUUCCCGCCCCCAGCCGGCCGGCGUCCCAGACAGAGGUGCUGCGGCUGCGGGCCCGGCCAGGAGGAGAAGGCAGAGGAGGCGGAGGCAGUACGGAUGCCGUGGGAGACAGAGCGGCUGAGGCAGGCCCUGCUGGCCAUCUGCAUGGGGCAGGAGCAGAAGGUGGAUUUUGUCCUGCACCGAGAACCGUGCAGCCGGGACCUCAACAAGCUCUCAGAAGCCCUGCUGAGCCUCAACUUCUGAGAUGUCCCUGUCGGCUAUUUCUGGCCCCUCCGGGGGUCCACCCUUCUCUUCUCAUCAGCAGGGAGCCGAUCCACCCAAAAUCCCAGCUGAACGUCGUGAGCCACGGAAUGCUAUUAACCUCCUACCUGGACCACCUCGUUAUGUGACCAUCUCCCAUGGCACAUGCCGAACCAGAGCAGAGCUGAGGAUUUUCAGGACCACAACUGAGGAGGACUGUCCCAUGUAACUCCCCCGGCUGGUAGCAGUAGCAAGCUGUUAUCCUGUCACGUGGACAAGGCUGCCAGAGGGCUUGACUGCACAGUCCUAACUAACGGAGCUGCGGGAGGAAGGCUGUCGGCUGGUAGCAGCAGUAGGUUGUUAGCCUGCAAACCAGCACAUUACGUGGUUUACCGAGUCACCGGCAGGGAUUGACGCCACCACCGUAAGUGCCAACAUCACAGAGAUGCAGAAGUACAUCUCAUGGUUGGGUAGCAGCAGUAGGCUGUUAUCUGCUUCUGUGGCCCACCCGCAUUGGUGGUGGGUUACCUCCUCUCAUCCCUCUUAGGUUGGGCCUGGUGGCUGAUCCAGGUGCCCCCACUUUGGACUUCACCAAACCUCAAAGGACAAUUCAUUGAAGGUGCCUUCUGGGACAGAAACACGCAACACCGUUCUCUGGUACCCAGAGGAGAUAUUGUUGCAGUCGUGGAGACUGGUAGAACUCACCUGAGCAUGGCUCGUCCCCCGUGAUGGAGAAGGGACCGGCCACGGUGUAUUUAUUCUGGAAAACUGACCGCAAUACCUAAAAGCUAUGACCAAAGACUCCCUGUAGAAGAAGUGUUGGUUCUCCAAGUCAACCAAGUUCUGGGGACUCCCUCCUGGUGGGCCUCCAAACCCAGCCACGCUGGAGGCCCAGAGCCGGGCUGACGGAGCAGGCGUGGGCAUGGUCACCAUCCGUCGUUGCAGUUGGUGGCGGGGAGAAGUUGACGAGAGAGCUGGAGGAAUCCAAGGUUGAGUUUCUACUUUUCCACCCCACUUCUGACUUCCUCACUCAAUGUCCCUUCCACUGUGCCAGCUUUAUCUACCCCUUGUAGGAGGCUGGUCAUCACAUCUUGCUGAUGCAUGGAGAUCUUCCAUUCUAGGGGCCGUCACUCCGGGCUUCCCUGCUGGUCUGUGUUCUGAGCCCACCGUAUGGGGAUACUUUUCCAAGUCCAUGCCCUGUUCCCUCCAGAUCUAUCUCUGCCUGGCUCCGGUGUCGUCAAAGCUCCAAGCGCCUCUGAGCAACAGGCCCGCCGUGGACCUUAAAACACAAAUUGUUACGGCGGGCGCUCAAAGUCAGCUUGGUUGUAAGAGGUACAACAUCUUGGUGGAGUUUCUCUCCUGGCUUUGGCCACCGUGCUCGCCUGUCUCCUUCCUCUGGCCCACAGCCAGGCCUAAAAUCCCGGUCAACACCCUCGUCUUUGCUCCACCCGCCUUUCCUAGAGUCCCACUUCCUUUCAAGAAAGAGGUGGAGAAAUUGGAGAGGGUCGAGAGAAGAGCAACAAGAAUGAUGAAAGGUCUAGAGAACAUGAGCUAUGAGGGAAGGCUGAAAGAAUUGGUCUUGUUUAGUUUAGAAGAUUGAGAGGGGGACAUGAGAGUCAUUUUCAGGUAUCGAAAAGGGUGUCACAAGGAGGAGGGAGAAAACUCGUUCAUCUUGGCCUCUGAGGAUAGAACAAGAAGCAAGGGGCUUAAACUGCAGCAAGGGAGGU
Molecule: messenger RNA, 3929 nt
Organism: Pelodiscus sinensis (Chinese soft-shelled turtle)
Lineage: Eukaryota; Metazoa; Chordata; Testudines; Trionychidae
Source: RefSeq, a predicted model, not a curated record